Messenger RNA from Paramecium octaurelia, 833 nucleotides. The record is from the annotation of a GenBank genome assembly. Lineage: Eukaryota; Ciliophora; Oligohymenophorea; Peniculida; Parameciidae.
AUGCACAUCAAAUCAUAACCUUUUUUCUUUGUCUCUAAACCCUAUCAAGUAAAUAUUAAUCUUAAAUCAGAGUCCAGAAUCCUAUCCAAAUAGAUUGGAUAGUAGGAGUUCUCAGGUGGAUGUACUAAAAGUGUUUUAUUUAGAAUAAUUGGUGAGUGAUUUAAGAAAGGACAAUCAGUAGUUGUUUGAUCAAAUGGAAGAGAUGAGAGUUAAAAACUUCGAGAAAGAGAAUGAAUACAUCAAUCAACUGAAAGAUCUACAAGAGCAACUUUUGGAUGUCUAAGCGCUGAACAAAAAUUAUGAAUAUCAGGUCCAAUUUUUAUAGAUGAAGAUCUCCUAUCUAGAACAAAACCAUAGGCCUUAGGAUUUGUAAUUAACAAAUAGCACAGGUAAAUAUUUACAUUUAAUUAGAUUUAUUCAAUUCCAAACUUCAAUCUGAAAGCGAAGAAUCAAAUUAACAAAUUCGAAGUCUCAAUAACAUUUUGGAAUAAAAAAACAUUAUUAUCAAAGAAUAUGAUGAAAUGAGAAAUAAAUUCAAAUUAACACAAAUCGAAUAGUCAACCAAAAUCGAACAAUUAAAUAUUGAAAUUCGUAAUCUAAACAAACAAAUUACCAAAUUGGAACUUUAAUUGAUCAAUCAGUAAAAGUAAGUUUCACUAUACUAAAAUGAAUCUUAAUUAUGGAGAAGCAAAUUUUUAUAAUUAAAUAAAACUUAUAAUAAAAGUUCAGAACAAUUAGUUUUAACAAAUGUUGAACUGGAUACUGCCAAGAAGGAAAUAUAGCAAAUCAACGAAUUACGUAAUAAAAGAAGGAGUGUCGGAAGCAUAGUUUGA